Molecule: messenger RNA, 1022 nt
Organism: Hyaloscypha bicolor E
Lineage: Eukaryota; Fungi; Ascomycota; Leotiomycetes; Helotiales; Hyaloscyphaceae
Exons: 1
Coding region: 167-943 (258 amino acids)
Source: RefSeq, a predicted model, not a curated record
CUUCGGUUCUUAUACAAGCAAGUCAAGGAAACCUGCUAGAGGAGUUGCACCUUCGGUUCUUGUACAAGUAGGUCAAGGAAACAUGCUAGAGAAGUCGCUCCUUCGAUUUUGGGAAAGAGAGUAUCGUGAUUCACAGUCCGCAAGACGUCGACAUCACAAUAUAUAAAUGAACGCUUGCUCUUCAAAACUUCUCUCUCAUCGACACACAAAAAAAUCAACACCUUCUGCCAACCCCUCUCAGCACAGCAUGGCAAGAAGAAACAAAGUUCAUAGCUGCCACAAGGAUGAUUGGAAGAGAGACAUACUUCUCUUAACGUGUACCUUACGGCUGCGUCUCCAACCUGUUGUCCCUUAUUCCGACAUUGCUGAACUUUUUUUGCUCACAAUCUCGACUCGCCUUGCAAGUCUUACUUAUGACAGUAUCGCAUUAGCGAUGAACACAGCUUCGAAUACCACAUUGCCCAACGUUAAACCAUCCAACUUUGACUCAUUGUUCUCGUCAUUCAGCACUGCGUCGUCCAAUACCAAAUCGUCCAACACUGAAUCGUCCAACGCUACGUUGUCCAACCCUAUGUUAGCGAAUACUAUAUCGGCUCAUACGAUAUUAGCGAAUUCUAUUUCGACAAAAAUGCAACCUCCUUGUGACGACAAUAGCGAGAAGUGGAUGAAGGAUUGGUUGGUGCAGUACCUCGAGAAUGACUUCAAGGGAGCGGAGUUCAGGGGUGACCAGACAUGGUGGAAGGCUAGGGAUAUGGACUCGGAGGUUGUUGGAGAGAUGAUAAGGGCUGCUGGGUUGGACGGGAGGGGAUACGUAUUGGCUGCCAAGGAGGAGGUGGAGUUGCAGAUUCGAUGGCGGAGGGAUCGAAACUGGCGGGCAGGUUCAGUGCCUGAGGGGCCGAAUGGAUUUGUAAAGCAUGGUGUGGGAACAAUCGGGGGCUGUUGAAGCUUGACUGUCCAUGGAGGUUGCCGUACAGUGAGUGCAAGGAAUAUUAAAUGUACCAGCUUGAUCUCGACGAAUUUGC